UGGAAAUAUAUCACAGGAAUCAGAAAAGUCGACCUCAUCAAUUGCAUAAAAUAUAAUCUAUAUUCUCUAAUAAAAAAGAGUGUUCUUAGUAGUUACUCUGUACUGCUAAUCCUCAGCAUAUGCCAUUUUAUCACCAUGUUCAAGUUUUAACAGUGAUAAAAUAAAUAAUUGGGCAAACUUUCUCAGUCACCGCAGCUUGAUGCAAAGACGGACGGUUAAUGGUGUAAACCGCAACCACUAUACAUAAGUUAACUACACCUCCAACUCGAAUAAAUAUCACCGCGAAUCCCUUCGUUGCCGCUAGCAGAACACUGCACAGCUACAGCCUUACAGCUACCGUAUCCACACAGAAAAGCAAAACUAUCUGAUACUCAUCUAUCCUACUCAUGCUUACUCCAAGUGUCCCGAACCUAGCUCUUGACCAAGUGGAGAAAAAAGCCCCUUUAUGCCCGAAGCUAUACGAGUUCCCGGCGCUCCUCCGGUGCCUCUACAAACUCUACCGUGCCGACCUAAACUAGGGCCAGAGGAGCCGUUGUAUACUUAUACAAUCGGCUUUGAAAACGACGCAGUUCUCCUCCAGUCGGAACACUUUUACAACUCCCUCCGGCGGGUCUGGGCGUUGAUCUCUCCUAUCAAGACUUCGAGUCGGAAAAUGGCCCGCAUGCCCGGCAGCUAUGCACCGCCGUCCGGAGAAUUACUUAUCGCUGUAGGGACAAUAAUGAGAAGAAGAAGAAAGAUAAUGAAGCCCAGGCCCAAGAUGACCACACGCCGCAUGUUGUGCUGGGCUGCAUCGCACUCCGCGAACUCCCAUGUACACAUGCACAAGGAUAUGAACAGUGGCUGUGAAAAAGUGCCGCUACAGGCGCAAGCCAACCGUGCGGCCUCCCGGUCACACACUCAUCCUGACCCUGUCAGCAGCAACGCCGAUGACGACGGUAAGGCUCCGGCCAAUAUUGAUACUAAACCCGGCUCUAAAUACUGCGAGCUGAAGCGGUUAUAUGUCACGCCGGCGGCACGGGGGCUUGGGGUGGGCAAGGCGCUGGUAAACGCCAUGCUUGCCGUUGCCCGUCAGAUCGGAUAUGAAGAGGUAAGACUUGAUACGCUGCCGGAUAUGCGCGAGGCGAUUGCGAUGUAUAGGGGUAUGGGCUUUGGGGUGGUUGAGAAGUAUUAUGAGACGGCGAUUGAAGGCACGGUAUUUUUGGGGUUGAGGCUCUGAGAUAGGGAGCGAGUGGGGCCGUGGGUAUAUAUAUAUAUAUAUAUGUGUAUGUAUGUAACAUGACAUGGUUCGAGAUAUCAUUCUUUCCGUUGAUGACUGGUUAUGUUUACAUUUUUUCCUUAUUGACUGCCGGAGUGGGGUAGUUAGAUACUAUUAGCUACAUAGAUUUGACUGAGAGAAUAUUGAGGACAGACGACUUAAUUGCCUCGUUUGGAGUGAUGUGAUAUAGUUAUCAAAGUGCCACUGUCCCCCAUUCGCACCUCAUGGGUUCCUUUUAUUUUCCCACCUCCACUCCUUGGUCCCUACUAAUUAAGAGAUAUACGCAAG
Messenger RNA from Blastomyces gilchristii SLH14081, 1543 nucleotides. Its product is annotated as acetyltransferase. The transcript has a single exon. NCBI's taxonomy places the organism in Eukaryota, Fungi, Ascomycota, Eurotiomycetes, Onygenales, Ajellomycetaceae. Gene Ontology annotation, molecular function: acyltransferase activity, transferring groups other than amino-acyl groups. The coding region runs from base 446 to 1216 and encodes 256 amino acids. The record is from RefSeq and is a predicted model, not a curated record.